Molecule: messenger RNA, 962 nt
Organism: Cajanus cajan (pigeon pea)
Lineage: Eukaryota; Viridiplantae; Streptophyta; Magnoliopsida; Fabales; Fabaceae
Product: Heavy metal transport/detoxification superfamily protein
Molecular function (GO): metal ion binding
Source: RefSeq, a predicted model, not a curated record
GUAACCAUGAAGUGAUCUUGAUCCAUUCUUUUUAUUAACUGUAUCUUUCACUCUCUCCAAGCCUUCACUUUGCACAAUAGAGAAUGGCAAAAGAAGAAAAGAAGAAAGAGAUUGAAGUGAUCACAGCUAUUUACAAAGUUAACCUGCAUUGCAAGGAAUGUGGGAACAAGAUCAAGAGGCAUCUCAUGAUUACCGAAGGGGUACAAAGUGUGGACAUAGAAUUUGAGAAGGGAGAAAUUAAAGCAAAGGGGAAAAUAGACCCUUUGAAAAUUUUGAAGCUUAUAGAGAAGAAGAGCAACAAAAAAGUUGAAUUAAUAUCACCAAAAGUGAAGCCUAAAGAGAAUACUACUACGGAUACAAAGCCAAAGGAAAUCAAAGAUCCAAUUAUCCGCAUUAUCUCUUUGAAGGUUCACAUGCAUUGUGACAAAUGUGAGGCUGACCUAAAGAGUAGAUUAAUAAAGCACAAAGGUAUUUUCAAUGUUAAAACCGACCAGAAAGCCCAAAGUGUGACAGUUGAAGGUACCAUUGAAGUGGAGAAAUUGAUGUCAUUUUUGAGAAAAAAGGGGCAUAAAAAUUCUGAGAUAAUUUCCAUAAAGGAAGAGAAGAAGGGGAAAGAGGAAGGGAAGUCUUCUUCAGAAAGCACCAAAGAGAAGGAUCAUGGUGAAUCAACCAAGAAAAAAGAUGAUAACAAAGAUAAAGAAGUCAAGUCUUCUGGUGAAUCAACCAAGGAAAAAAAAGGAGAUACCAAGGAUAAUGUUCCUUAUAUCAUUCACUAUGUUUAUGCCCCCCAACUUUUCAGCGAUGAGAAUCCAAAUUCAUGUUCUAUUUUAUGAUUCGCCUAAAAUUAUCAAAAUAAGCAAAUAAAGGGAUAUUUAAAUUUUAAUAAUUUAAUCAUUAAACCUCUCCUCUCUCCUCAUAUGUAUAGAAAUGAUUUAUUUAUUUCAGGAGUAAGUUUAUAUGAA